Spinacia oleracea (spinach) is the source of this 4364-nucleotide messenger RNA. RefSeq lists its product as uncharacterized. NCBI's taxonomy places the organism in Eukaryota, Viridiplantae, Streptophyta, Magnoliopsida, Caryophyllales, Amaranthaceae. The record is from RefSeq and is a predicted model, not a curated record. The transcript has 20 exons. Gene Ontology annotation, molecular function: protein binding. The coding region runs from base 107 to 4135 and encodes 1342 amino acids. Gene Ontology annotation, cellular component: cytoplasm.
CCGAACAUGACUAACCAGUAACCACAUUACCAGUUACAAACUUACCACAGAUCAUAGUAUCAUACCACACCAUUUCGAUCAUUUCCAUUUUCUCCCUCGUUCAACAAUGGCGUCGUCGAUCUCACCACCCUCCGACCCAAAACCAUGGCAAUCAAUGCUUCCGGGUCCGCCCGGCCGCAACAAUGGUGGCGCCUCUGAUGUAACCUCCUCAGGCCUCCUCGCAUUCGCCUCCGGCAGUUCAGUCUCUCUCAUCGACACCCGAUCCAUGCAACUUCUGUCCGUCCUCCCUCUCCCUCCUCCUCCACCACCUUCUUCCUCCUCUUCUUCUUCACCGUCUCUCUCCCCUUUUGUCACCUCCGUUAGGUGGGCCCCGCAUUCCCUCCGCCAUGUCGACAUUCUCUCCUCCGAUUCUCUCGCCUCUUCCCACCUUCUCCUUGCCGUCGGUGAUCGUCAGGGGAGGUUAUCGCUCCUCGAUUUCAAAUCUCGGUCUCCUCUCCUCUGGUUUGACUCAGAUCACAAUUCGUUCAAACUCGGUAUUCAGGACAUUUGCUGGGUUAAGUCCACCCUUGACUCGUGGGCCCUUGCCGCCAUUACUGGGCCUCAUAUUCUCUCUCUUUUCUCCACCUCCACCGGAAAAUGCUUCUUCAAAUACGACGCCGUAUCGGAAUUCCUCUCCUGUAUUCGCCGUGAUCCCUUUGAUGCUCGGCACUUCGUCAUUCUAGGGUUAAAGGGUUUCUUACUCUCCGUCAAAGUUACCGGAGAAUCGGAGGACGGCGUCGUUUUGCAGGAGCUUCAGAUUCAUACGGAUUCGUCUGAAUUGGCGAAAUUGGAGAAGGAUUUGGUAGGUGGUGGGGCUCAUAACAGCACUUCAACUUCUCCGACAUCGGCGAUUUUUCCGAAUUACCCUGCAAAAUGCGCCUUUUCGCCUGAGUGGCGGCAUAUUAUAUUUGUGUCUUUCCCUAGGGAGUUGGUGGUGUAUGACUUGCAUUAUGAGACGGCUUUGUUUGCUGCGAAUUUGCCACGCGGUGGGAAGUUUCUUGACGUCUUGCCGGACCCGAAUAGUGAGCUGUUGUAUAGUGUGCAUCUUGAUGGGAAGCUUAGUACUUGGAGACGUCGAGAAGGUGAACAGGCAUAUACAAUUUGUUCAACGCAAGAAUUGAUGCCCUCUGUUGGCUCAUCUGUUCCUUCUCCCUCCAUUCUGGCUGCUGUAGUCUGUGAAUCUGAUUAUGCUCUCCAAAAUGUUGGCAAGAUUUACUCUGAUGUUCCUCAUACUCCUUUUGGUGAUGAGGACUUUGAUAAUCCUUUUGAUUUUUGUGACGAGUCGCUUCCUGCCUCAAAAACUCAUUUGAUCUCUAUCUCUGAUGAUGGCAAAGUAUGGAACUGGCUCUUAACUGCUGAAGGACCUGAAGUGGCUCCCAAAGACGUGACAAAAAUGAAAGCAGCUGUGAAUGAAAAUGAAUCACGAAUUUUAGAUAUGAAUGCCGGUAGUGGCACCUCUGAGGGAUCAACAAGCAAAAGAUCUGAACGUCUGAAGGGUAGAGAACGCUCAUCUAAUUUGACUGUCUUUCCUGAAGACACGUCGUUCCAGAUAAUCUUAGUAGGACAGCUCCAUCUUAUUUCUUCAACAGUGACUACGCUUGCUGUACCAUCCCCUUCUUUGACAGCUACUUUGGCCCGUGGUGGUAAUAAUCCUGCUGUGGUUGUUCCACUAGUUGCUCUGGGUACCCAAAGCGGUGCAAUUGAGAUUAUUGAUGUUUCUGCCAAUGCAGUUACAACUUCUUUCUCUGUUCAUCACGGGGUUGUCAGGGGAUUAAGAUGGCUUGGAAAUUCUCGUUUGGUAUCAUUUUCUUACACUCAGGCCAAUGAAAAAUCUGGAGGCUACAUUAACAGGCUCGUUGUCACCUGUGUUAGAAGUGGUUUUAAUCGGGCAUUUCGGGUUCUUCAAAAGCCAGAAAGGGCUCCUAUACGAGCACUCAGAGCUUCCUCAUCCGGAAGAUAUCUGCUACUUCUAUUUCGUGAUGCUCCUGUGGAGGUGUGGGCGAUGACAAAGAACCCAAUUAUGCUUAGAUCACUAGCACUUCCAUUUACAGUACUGGAGUGGACUCUCCCAACGGUUCCUCGACCAGCUGCACCAACCAGGCAAUCCUCGAUAUCAUUAAAGGACCGUCUAGUUGGCACACAGACUGGGACAUCAUCUCCGACAAAUGAUACGUCAGAAGAAUCUAAGUCAGGGAGUUCUGAGGGAUCUCAGGAUGAGAGUUCUGAGAGUUUUGCUUUUGCACUUGUCAAUGGUGCACUCGGAGUUUUUGAGGUCCAAGGCCGUAGAAUCAAAGACUUCAGACCAAAGUGGCCUUCUUCUUCAUUUGUUUCAUCUGAUGGGUUGAUCACAGCCAUGGCAUACCGACUUCCUCAUGUGGUUAUGGGAGACAGGUCUGGUAACAUACGCUGGUGGGACGUAACAACUGGGCACUCUUCCUCAUUCAAUACUCACAGGGAAGGCAUAAGGAGGAUAAAAUUUUCACCUGUCGUUGCUGGAGACCGAAGUCGAGGGCGUGUCGCUGUACUAUUUUAUGAUAACACAUUUGCUGUAUAUGACCUUGACUUGCCAGAUCCCUUAACGAAUUCCCUUGCUCAACCCCAAUUUCCUGGAACACUUGUGUUGGAACUUGACUGGCUUCAUUUGCGAAGUCACAACAGUGAUCCGCUAGUCUUAUGCAUUGCUGGGGCAGAUAGUAGUUUCCGACUUGUAGAGGUUACUGUAAAUGAUCAAAGAGCUACAUAUGGAUCAAUUAGGGAGAAGUUUCGGCCAAUGCCUCUGUGUGCUCCCAUAUUACUUCCUACUCCACAUGCCCUGGCACUACGAAUGAUUUUGCAACUGGGUGUGAAACCCUCUUGGUUUAACACAAGCAGUAUAACGAUUGAUAAAAGGCCUCACCAUAUCCCUGGAACUCCAAAAUCAGCAGGAGAUCUCCGCAGUUACAUUAUUGAUACUCCACCAGUUGGUGAUGCUGCGAUCCCAGAAAUGCUUCUCAAAGUAUUGGAACCCUAUCGUCAAGAAGGGUGCAUUAUUGAUGACGAGAGAGCAAGACUUUAUGCUAAAAUAAUGUAUAAAGGUUCUGCUGUUAGGCUUGCCUUUGCUGCAAUGAUCUUUGGUGAAUCACCCGAGGCACUUUUCUGGUUGCAGCUACCUCGUGCACUUAAUCAUCUGAUACACAAGUCACUUUUUAAGCUUCCUCAAAGGAAGUCUAUACCAGAACCAGUUCCUCAGGUUGAUGAAGCAGCUCUUCUGACUGAAAUAAAAUCAGGUGGUAAAUCAUUGCCUGGGUCAGAAAGAAGAGAAUCAUUGAGUCAAGGCCAACUUAGACUAAUGGCCUUUGAGCAAGAAGAAUUGUGGGAGACUGCUAAUGAACGAAUACUUUGGCAUGAGAAACUGAAUGGAGAAGAUGCUAUCCAAAACCGUGUACACGACCUUGUCUCAGUUGGAAACUUAGAAGCUGCAGUUAGUUUAUUACUAUCCACUUCCCCUGAAAGCCAUUACUUCUAUGCAAACGCGCUGCGUGCAGUUGCUCUUGCUUCUGCUGUGUCCAAAUCUCUUCUUGAACUAGCAGUUAAGGUUGUUGCAGCUAAUAUGGUAAGGACAGAUAAAUCUUUGUCUGGCACUCAUCUUCUUUGUGCUGUAGGAAGGCAUCAAGAAGCUUGUUCUCAGCUACAAGAUGCUGGAUGCUGGACUGAUGCUGCAACUCUGGCUGCAACACAUUUAAAGGGUUCAGAUUACUCAAGGGUAUUGCUACGAUGGGCAGACCAUGUCCUUCACACUGAGCACAAUCUCUGGAGGGCUCUGAUUUUGUAUGUUGCUGCUGGUGCAUUUCGAGAAGCCUUAACAGCACUUCGUGAAGCACAGCAACCAGACACAGCUGCCAUGUUUGUUGUUGCUUGUCGUGAAAUUCAUACUGACAUCCUUGCUAAUAUGGAGGAUAUAGAACAAGAGGCUGAAUCAUCAACUAAAGAACAGCUUCUAAUCUUGCAUGAGCUUAGCUUGGAAAAUGAAGAAGUGAUUGCAGCGUAUGAGCUUUAUGGGCAGUAUCAAAGAAAGCUGGUGCAUCUGUGCAUGGAUUCACAGCCUAUGUCAGACUGAACACUAACUAGUACACACUUGAUUCUAAAAUUUUAGUGGCCUAAGCUGAACUCUAGUAUGAAGAGUACGUAGUGUAAUUUAUAGCAAACAGCCAAACAGUACGGAGUAAGUAAUUGUCAAAAUUUUGUUAUAAUUCCAAUGACUGUUAUGCCUUGACAUGCUCCGAUAAAGAUGGGGAGCCUUUAAAUCAAACAUGAUCCGAUAAAGAUCUUAUACACCGUUUCUUGGA